This is a messenger RNA of Pan troglodytes (chimpanzee), 528 nucleotides long. RefSeq names its product prothymosin alpha-like. Lineage: Eukaryota; Metazoa; Chordata; Mammalia; Primates; Hominidae. Gene Ontology annotation, biological process: positive regulation of transcription by RNA polymerase II; negative regulation of apoptotic process. Bases 1 to 528 code for a protein of 175 amino acids. Gene Ontology annotation, cellular component: nucleus. The transcript is spliced from 2 exons. Gene Ontology annotation, molecular function: histone binding. The record is from RefSeq and is a predicted model, not a curated record.
AUGGCCAUCCUUGCAUUGUGCCUCGUCCGCCUCCGCCACGCGCCUCCUCUGCCGCGGACUCCAGCAGCUUCAUCGCCAGAGUCCCUGAACUCUCGCUUUCUUUUUAAUCCCCUGCAUCGCAUCACCGCCUCCGAAACCACCACCAAGGACGUAAAGGAGAAGAAGAAAGUUGUGGAAGAGGCCGAAAAUGGAAGGGACGCCCCUGCUAACGGGAAUGCUAAUCAGGAAAAUGGGGAGCAGGAGGCUGGCAAUGAGGUGGAUGAAGAAGGUGGGGAGGAAGAGGAGGAGGAGGAGGAAGAAGGUGACGCUGAGGAAGAGGAUGGAGAUGAAGAUGAGGAAGCUGAGUCAGCUCCGGGCAAGCGGGCAGCUGAAGGCGAUGAGGAUGACGAUGUCGAUGCCAAGAAGCAGAAGACCGACGAGGAUCACCAGACAGCAAAAAAGGAAAAGUUAAACUCAAAGAAAGGCCGCCGUGACCUGUUGACCCUCCACUUCCGGUCUCAGAAUCUAAACGUGGUCGCCUUCGGGUAG